Nylanderia fulva is the source of this 1956-nucleotide messenger RNA. RefSeq lists its product as uncharacterized. NCBI's taxonomy places the organism in Eukaryota, Metazoa, Arthropoda, Insecta, Hymenoptera, Formicidae. The record is from RefSeq and is a predicted model, not a curated record.
AGACCUAACCGGCAUGGAUGUUUUUCUACGAAGUGGGAGUCGGUAUAAAGAGAGGAUAUAUCCCGUGGCGAUGGUCAGUGAGCUCAGUGAGAGUACCGUGAUCAUUUCACCGUUGUACCGUGAAAGUCAAGAAUGAAGCUAAGGGAAUUCUUGAUAGUGACGUGGUACUUGAUACUCGUGACUCGCUCGGAAACCGUAAAAAAUGAUCGGGAAUCGUUGCUGAGGAAAGCGGCCGAACAGCUCGAGCGAUUAGCGCCGUAUCGAAGAGAGAUUGUCGCGGACAAUCAAGGAGAAGUCGAUCUCUCGAACUCGCCAGAGAUCUGGAGAUUUCCCGAGGAUCAGAAUCGUUUGGACGAGAUAAAGAGCGAUGCGGAUCAAAGGGGAUCACCUUGGCUGGUAAUUUCCGACAUCCUCUCGGCGGAACAGGACGCGACGAAGAAGACCGACGACGAGAAGCUGGUUACGAUCGACGUUAUUGCCGAUCCAAAGUACAACGCGAUGAUGCAGGAGAGGAUCAAGAGAGGCUUCGAUAUAGGAUCUGCCGGUCUUCUAACCAGCAUAGCGGGCGGUUUGUUAAGCGGUGUCGCGAGUGCAUCGAGCAGCUCUGCCGGAAAAGCAAUAGCGGGUAGCAGUCAAUCGGCGUUCAGUGCUCCUGUAUAUGGUGCACCCGCAGUGGAACACACCUAUUCGUAUGUAGAGAAACCCUUCGGUCCUUGGGACUUUAAGAAAGCGAUCUUUGGUACAUUGUUCCAAGCUCUCAAAGCGAUCGGCGGCGGCGUACUAGCUCUAAAGGGUCAAUUAGUUAAGGGCGGUGGUUACCUUUUGGCAGGUAAAAGCAAGGUUGUCACUAAAGCCGGGGAUGUCAUUACGUCUUUCGGUAAAAGUCUGGCGGCCAGCGCGUUGGUGGAACCAAAACCUUAUCCACCGGAAACUUACUACGAUCAUCCGCCGGUUCCAAAUAUAGGACAUGAUGCCAACUAUCCUGGAUCAACAAAUUCCGAUGAUUACUCCGAGACACAUAAUGAUUACAGUUCACACCAUAUCUACGGCGUGCCAUCAGAUGACACUAGCCAGGGCGGCCUGCUGAUCGUGACGCCGACGAAAUCUGACCUGGACGACCACAACGACCAACGUACGAACGUGGUGACGCAAGAAAAGCCGGAUCUGUCCAAGUUAGAGGAGAGUUUCGGUGGACCGGCCAAGGGCUCCGCCGUCACGAAUCUCUUAAACAGCGUGCCGAAAGGUAGCGUUGGUUUAAAGGAUGAAACCGUCGAUCAAGACAACAGCAAAGUGAAUCCUUAUCCUCCCGUGCAACAUCCAGCUUCGACCUACGGGACGCCAAAUUAUGGCAAUACGGUGCAAAAUUAUGCGUCCGGACAAGAGCACACUCAGCAACAGCCUCAAUUAUCGUCGCAUCAUCACUUCCCAUAUCUGGAUGAUCCGAAUCUGUCAAAUCAACAGAACGUAGUUUAUCCACCGUUGCAAUAUCCGGCCAGUCCCUCCGCUUCCUACGACUCGUCCAAGCUUCCAUACAACGAUGACGGCGAAACGUCGGUGUACGCAAGUCUGUCUAUAGACACCGAGCCGCAAAUCUCGCCCUUAAAGGUAUCCCUUCUGCCCAGUGCUCUCGAGCUGCCCAAGUUGCAGCCGCCCGUGGACUUUCACGGGCCCCAGUUUGCGAAUCAUCUUCACGGCAGUUUAGGCGGUCCACUGAGGGUACCUCUUUUAAACCCGAUGCCAUCAGCCUAUCAUUGGCAGAGUCAAGGAUCGCUCAUACCGACUCUGAAGACGCUGAAUCAUAAGAGAAAUGUUCUCCAGAGGCGAGCGUUCGCCAAACGACUCGCGCUUUACUCGAUGCUGCAGAAGAUGAGGUUCUAUUGACUGUGAGGUCGAGUCUACGCAGUCGCAUACUAUCCAUAUCCAGCCAAAUACAGAUACAGACUUCCGUAUCCUUAU